CCCAGUUGCUCUUGCCUGUGUGUGUCCUAAGGUAUGAACUGGUUAUGGAGAACUGUACUUAAAAGGUUGGGAGAGACUGAGGGGAGAGCAGCACACAAGGAGAGAAAAGAUGAAGAGUAAAAGCAGAAAAGUUCAAAAUGAUUGUCAGUUUUGUUUUUAAGCCCACAAACUUUGUGUGAUUUUGUAUAGAAGAUUUGUGGGAAAUAUUUUUAACAGGCAGGAACAAGACAAUAGACAUAGGAGGGGGUGAACAUGACCCUCCAAGUCAAGCAACCAAAAGUUAAUGAAAUUACCAAGUAUCAAAUGUAGCACAGAGAGACUAAUUCAAUCAGAGAGGCCAAAGGGAUAAUUCUUGGAGACAAAGCAUCACAACGCGGAAAUGCAGCCUAAUCAACUGCUUUAUCAAAAGAAAAAGGAAACAAUUUCCAAUCCUUAACUAAAAUCCCCAGUUGGUUCUUCAUCUUUUCAGGGUUCUGGUUUUUGCUUUGCAGUGUUUGUUCCAUCUCACAUUUGUUUCACUGCUUCUGUUCUCUGCACAAAGCUGUUUCACUGGCUCCUGGCUCUUCGCUUCUAUCAAACGAGCUGCCUCUGCUCUUGGUUUAAGCAACCAGCUUCAUCAUGAAAGAGAGCAUGUAGAGGGAAAUAUUCAUUAUGUUUACUGUCCAAGCCUACUUUCCAUAAUUACGUGGAAUAGAGCAAGAAUAUCCAGAGUCACCUUGUGUCUGCAGGAUUUUUCAGAGCAGGUGUUUGCUUCAUCUGAUGGAAAGCAGCUGCUCCCUGAUCUCAACUGAACCUCCCGUGUAACCAGGACCCUUUGCAGGUAGAGGAACGCAUCCAGACUUCGCCAGGUACAACAAGCAAGGGAGAGGCUUUCGAAAAGCUACUCAGACUUCUGUUUUCAUCUAAGCAAGUGGUGUUGUUAUGACAGAUAAAAUGAGCUGGCACAAAGGAAAGAAGGACCUCAUGGAAGGAAGUGCAGGAGAUGGGAAGCACGGCCGAAAAAAGCGAGAGCGGCUAUUUAAGAAGAGAUUUUCUGGACUGAGCCUUUUCUCUGGGUCUCCUAAGAAUAAAUUCCCUCAGGGAAGAAGUCAGCUUUUUGAAGACAAGAGGAGAUGUUUACACAGGAAAGGCUCCAAGAAGCUGAAGCCAGCACAGGAGGAAAUCUGUUCUUUGAGGCAGCCACACUCUGGGAAAAUGUGUCCGAAAUGCGAGAUCCUCACCUGCCGGAAGUGCGAGACCCUGCACUCGGAGAGCGGCUUCAUUGCCCACAGCCUGCUCGACCACUACGAUAGGGGAGGAGCCACAGCCCACCUGUGACUGCAGAGGGUGAUUAAAGAUCUGAUGUGGGUACCCUGCCAGUACCCAACCACAUCCCAGACGCUAAAGCUUGGAUCCCCCUCAGGCUCACUGGGUCUCCAGCCUGUGCAGCAUCAGCAAUUCCAGCCAUACCGUAGCUCAUACUAUACACAGCAGAUGCACAUGCAGCAAUUUAACCAGCAUGCACCCUGCAAGCAAAGAUCUGGAGGCUAAAAGUUUCUCAACUACUAAGGACAAGGAAUUGUUUCAGAAAUAAUCUCCAGUUUUCUUUGUCCUCUCCAGGAAACAAGAUUAUCCCACUGAGCUGCAAAGGACGUGACUAUUGCAUGCAGAACACUGGGUACAUUACUCUUACUUGCAAUGCCUUGUAUGUUUCAGUAUUGUUUGUGGUCUGGAAUAUUAAACGUUUUAUUUUUAAAUUAA
This is a messenger RNA of Corapipo altera (White-ruffed manakin), 1740 nucleotides long. It is a transcript of the gene PGBDF, whose product is annotated as chromosome unknown C17orf50 homolog. The transcript has 2 exons. Bases 922 to 1317 code for a protein of 131 amino acids. The record is from RefSeq and is a predicted model, not a curated record. Lineage: Eukaryota; Metazoa; Chordata; Aves; Passeriformes; Pipridae.